Messenger RNA from Meleagris gallopavo (turkey), 8035 nucleotides. Lineage: Eukaryota; Metazoa; Chordata; Aves; Galliformes; Phasianidae. The record is from RefSeq and is a predicted model, not a curated record.
AUGAAUGUCAUUUCACAUGUUGCAGUUCGAGAGACGCAAUGGGCAGCAAGGAAGCGUAAGAUUGCCAUUCGAAAAGCCCAGGGGAAAAAUCUUGAGGCCAUCCGAGAGCUGAAUGAGUAUCUGGAACAAUUUGUUGGAGACCAGGAAGCUUGGCAUGAACUUGCAGAACUUUACAUCAAUGAACAUGAAUAUGCAAAAGCAGCCUUCUGCUUAGAGGAGCUUAUGAUGACGAAUCCACAUAACCACUUAUAUUGUCAGCAGUAUGCUGAAGUUAAAUAUACUCAAGGGGGGCUUGAAAACCUAGAGCUAUCAAGAAAAUAUUUUGCACAAGCACUGAAACUUAACAACAGAAAUAUGAGAGCUUUGUUUGGGCUUUACAUGUCUGCAAGCCAUAUUGCUUCCAAUCCAAAAGCAAGUGCAAAAAUGAAAAAAGAUAAUAUGAAAUAUGCCAGCUGGGCAGCAAAUCAAAUAAAUAGAGCCUACCAGUUUGCAGGUCGCAGUAAGAAAGAAACUAAAUACUCCCUGAAAGCAGUGGAAGACAUGUUGGAGACCCUGCAAAUCACUCAGUCUUAGGUUGGCACAGAGAGGUCCAAUAUUAAAUUUUAAGAUUCUUUGAUCAAACUUUAAUAACUUCUGGGUUAUGUUACUCCAGUACUGUUAAAAAUUAAUUUUGUAUUGAUUAAUGUGGCUAUCUAAAAUAAUGUUUUCUGAGAAGUAAAAUGCCUAUUUAUUGCUGCUAUCUGAAAUGUGAUGAUACCCACUGAAAUGAGUAACUUAUCAAAGUAGAUGACAUAAAGAAAUGUAAUGAGUUGCACAACAGUCUCUUUAGAUUUUGUAUGUACAGUACCUGCUUUUAAGCCAUAAUUUGUAGAAAUAAACUUGUUAAAUGACUAAAAGGAAUUACAGUGAUGUAUUGAACUUGUCAAUGGAAGCUACAAAUUUAUAUGGAGAUUAAUAACAUAUGUUAGAAAAUGUUAUCUUACUUGAAUAUUUAAGAGUUAAAGCAUGCUACAGAUGUAUAAUUUGUUAACUAUUUACCAUACAAGAAGAGAUUAUUUUGCAUGAAUACACUUUAUUAGAGGAAAACAUUAAUGAUUUUAUGAAUUAUUUGAUAUCUGCUAUUGUAGAAAUGGAGAGAACUUUUUGUAUACUUUUCUUCAGAGGGUCUCCUGUACUGGCUUACGGCCAGAGACAUUUGUCUCUGUGGCUUUCUGGGCAAAUGCUUCCAUGUCCACUUAGUUCUCCACCUAGUAAAUAUAUGGGGUUUUUUGUUUGUUUGUUUUUGUGUUUUUUUUUUAACUCCUUUUGUGUGUCCUUUGUUGUACACAUGUUCCACAUCAUGAAUUUAAAAAGCAUCUGAAUACAGGGACUGCCUGCUGGUCUGUUUCAAUUUUACAGUACCUACAGUACUGCUGUAAACUAUGGCAUAUGAGCUCCUCUACAGUAACCAGGUGUACCCGCAGUGUAAGGAUGAGACAGGUUGUUCUACUGCCUUAUACUUAUGGAAAAUGCAAGUAUUUUUACAUCCAUAAGCAUGAAAGAUCUAGUGCACUGUAAACAUGUGUCAUAUUUGUCUUUUAGGAGCUUGUUUGUUUACUCAGAUAACUAGCCAGCCACCUUAAUCCAUGCAUUUUGCAGUUCUGGUACUUUUGACUUGUGCUCCUUCUGUGGCACAGCUAUCAUUUAUGACAGCUUCAGUCAUGUUACGUAACAGCAAUGUAAGCCUGACGAUUCGAAUAAAAAUAAUUGCAAUGUCAUUUUCCUGAUUGUUGCUAGCACCCAAACUGAUCAGAUCUCCGAGUUUACACUGCCUCCUCUAUAUAGGUUAAAGUCUGUGCAUUGAAAUGUCCAUUUUAUAGCCUUGGGAUUGGAGUAAUAAAGCCGAGCUCUUGCUUAAAAACAAAGUGUCGACAAAAACUUCCCCUGCGAGUUCAAAUCUUGAAAAUGGUGGUUGUAUGAAUUCAUGCCUUUGGGAAACAUAAGAUCUCAUUCUUAGUAUCUAUGAAAUACAUUAUUAGCAGUGAAUAUAAGAGUGUGACAGGGUGGGUGCUAUGACCUGAGAGUAAAUUGUGUCUAGAAUCCUACAUUAACUUGUUUCAGUGCUUAGGAAUUACAAAACUGCUAUUACUGUGCAGUAUUAUUAUUAAAUUACCUAGUUUUAACCUAUAGAAAUUGUAUAACGUUAUUUUCAGGUCAGUUAGUGAAUUAAUGUUUGCAGAUAGAUUACGUAUAUUUCAGGUGGAAAACCAAGUAAAUCUCAUACGUGAAGCUAUGUGCAUUUCCGUUCAGAUUUCUACUCUUUUACUGUAUGAGUGUGCCAUCUAGAGUUUUAAAUCCUCAGUAGUCUUGUUUUUAUUUUACCUACAUCUCCAAUAAUUUGGUUGCAUUCUAAAAUGAAAAAUGAUGGGAAGCUGUACUGUAGGAAUCACUUAGACUAAGAAACAGUUCAGUAACCAGAGUUUAUUCUGUACAGUUGGUAUUUAGCCUCCUAUUAUAUUCCCUUCCUAAAUGUAAAUAUACAUUUACAAAAUAAAGGGAAUAUUCAGUAAAAAUCUGUGUUUUUUACUGGGAGUGUUACAGUAGACACUGUAGCACAAAGAAACUUAAGUUGAUCUUUUGAGUUUGAAGUGUAGUAGAAGAUACACGUUGUAAAGCUUCACAUUGAGAGUUAUCAAACUGAUUUGUAUAAAGUGAUUAAUGCUACUGAAGUAUUUUACUGUGUGGAAUUUGUAAUGAUGAACAGCUCACAUAUAUUUGUCACUUACACAAGGAAUUUGAAUUAUGCAGCUGAGGUUUAUGAGAUUUUAACUCCAAGGUACCGAAUUAUUGCGCAGCAGGCAACUGAGGUGCUGGAAAGUGUUGUAUCUCAUGCUUUAUUCAGAGGCAAUUUAUAACAAGGAAUUUAAAAUAAAAUAAAAGGCUGUGCAUUGUUUCAGUUAACAGAAAAAAACUUGAGACCUUUGCAAUUAUUAGUGUGUAGCAAUGAUUUAAGGCUUUACUAUUGUGCCUUUAAUAGUAGGCUUGAUGUGGGGGGCUAAGUCUUAUCUGUUGAAGUACGGGUUGUUGAAGUGCUAGCAAAAGCUUUGGUUCAGCAUUUGUAAUACAAAUUUCUGGUGACUUUUUCUGGUCUUUUUGCCUGAAUGUUAUACAGUUAUAUUCUCUUGUCGAAAAAGUACUUGUUUAGAAUAUAUCCCUAAAUCUCUGAAAUUUGGAGCCCAGAAUAUCUUGCAGUUGCUAUUGGAAACUCUGUUAUUAGUCAACGGAGGACUUCCUCUUGGCAGCGUUGUAUUUGUGAUGGCAUCCAUGUUUGCUAGUCACUGCAUUUACAGUGGAACUUGUAUUUCAGCCAGCUUCAGAAGGGAGUGGGAAAGGAAAGCAAAUUAAACUUGACUUACUGGCAUGAAAUUGUUAGCUUCUUGUUACUUGCAGCCUCAUCUUCCAAGAACACCAACUGUAGCUGUAAUCAGGUUUGCAGAAAUAAUCCUUCUUGUAACUCAAGAGCUUCCAUAUAUUCAGCUGUAAAACCGGCGCUCCAUUAAAAUCUAAAAUAUACCAAUUUCAGUUAAACAGUGCUGUGCAGUGUGCACUUAUGCUGGAACUGGUGGACAGAGCAGAACAGCUCUCUCAACCUCACUCAUGUUAGUGUUGGAGUAGAGGAGCAUCAGAACAAUUGUUUAAUGUUGGGACUUUUUUUUCUAGGAAACUAAUACUACUCUAAACAGUGUUUCAAGACAUAACAUUACUCACAUUGCUGACUGCUUGAACAGAACUUUAGGACUAUUAUUUAAUCACAGAUAUUUGAGUCUUUGUGGAGAAUAAAGUACUUGAUAUUAAUCUUAUCUGGAAUGACUGUGGACCCACAGAGGCCUGUAUCUUCUUGAUAGGCACCAGCUGGAAGUUAGAUUUAAUCCAGAAGCUAGUUUUCAGAAAUCGACAGUAAUCUACCUGCCUCUUCAUGAUCAAACAAACAAAAACUCAGAAACACCCCAAAAAAUCACCCAUGUCUGGUAAAGAGUUGUUUUCCAAUUGCUGAAUAUGAAAUGGAAGACCUUUAUCCAUAAAUUUAGUAGGUUAUUUUAAUUUAAUUUGUUCUGUGAUUAGAAAACUUUCCCUUCAAUAUAAAGUAGCAUCAACCUUUGAACACUUGCCUAGAAUGCAGAACGUCUAGAGAGCAGUGCAAGGACUUGCUCAGCCUGUGUGCCACACUAGGACUCUAUAACAAGUCUGAAAGAAAAUGUCAUUCAUCUGUGUUUAGGAUCCCACAAGUGAGUAUUCCUGGUGUGCAGGCAUCUGUCAGCUGACAAGAGCUGAAUAAGACCAGACCAGUACAGCCCAUCUGCAGGGUGGGUGGCCAGAGCCCUAGCUCCUGAAUCUUCACCCAGCCAUUGGCAGGGUUGCACAUCAGCAUCAAUCUGCCUGCGGGAUUCUGCCCUUCUAGAGACCUUCAUCAGCAUUUUACUUCUAUCCCCCUUGGCCUCCACUUGAUAGGAUUCUUGCAGAUGAUUUAUGCUGAUGUGCAACCUUACCAGUUUUACUGGAAGGUGCCGAGGUGUGAGGGUAGAGUUGAAUCAUUUUGCUGAAUAGAUCCUGGAUCUUUAAAGCUUUUGCACUUUCUUAACUUCAGUGCAUUGAGUUAUUAGUGCACACCUAAGGGUCAGAACAGAACCAUUUACCUUGGACUGAAAGGACAUCAAGCAACAAGACCUGUCCUGUUAAACAUCUGCAGUCUGCUUAGCUUGUUAUGGAUGCUUGAUAAAGAAUGUCAGUGGAUUUUAUCAUGCUGAACCAUGCGCAAAUGUGUAGCAAGAUGUGUUGUUUGUGGUGUCUGUAGUUUAGUUCUUGCGAUCACUGGACCGUCUGCUGUGUGUGAGAGAGCAUGGAGUGAAAACUUAGUGAAAACAUUUCCAGAUGGGAAGCCCUUUGUCCAAGGUCAGAGAGACAGAUGAAGGGGCACCUUUUCGGUUUGCAUGAGUCAGCGUAGCUCCAGUAGUUCUCUUUCCUGUAAAAGAUCACAAAGAUUGCUACAUUUUUGUAUGGCGUAAAUAGUGGAAGAGCUAAGACUGUAUUUAAAAAAAGAAAUCCUGAAAAAAAUCAUUGUACUCCUCUUAGUUUAGCUGUUUUCAGAGUGACCUUGUUGAUGUUAGGAUUUGUCAUGCCAUUUGGCUAGCACAGAGGCAUCCGCCUCAGGGCUGCCAGUGCAGAAAGACACGUUUAGAGUGACUGUUCUCUUGGGAAAAGUUAUUGAUGGGCUUCCAUCAUUGCAGGUCAUGACCUAUUUGCAUUGGCAAUAGAAGCACUACUUGCCCCAUUGUCAGUACUUGCUUAAAUAAGAUUCCUCUUAGGAUUAAGGCCAGUUUUCCCUAAAGAACGAGGGAUCUUUUCCUCAAAUGUAAAUGGUUGUAUUCUGUAGCAAGAUUUUAGCUUUUGGACAUGGUGUUUGGAAGUGAAACUUUAAACCAGGCAGAUGUAGUCCUCCGGGGAAGAGGCUGCAAAAAUCAGCACUGAAGCAAUUUCAGAAAAGUGAGCAGCAAGUAAAAUUAACCAUUACUUGUGUUUAUUUAGGUAAUUGAGCUUGACACAGUGGUGUGUCUGACAAGUUGGUUUGUGUUUUUUAUUCCAUUAAAUACAGAUAUGACACUCAAAGCUGUCAUUGGCCAUCUGAGACAGAUUGUUUCAGUUUAGACUUUGGAAAUCAGUAAAUGUGAAUAGAUCGCCACGUGGGCAGCAGCAUAACCAGAACACUUCUUCUGGACAGCUGUUGGAGUAUGUUUUGUUUCUUAGAAUCAAGAAUGAAAAACAUGAAAAAAAUAUUAAUGGGUCUAUUGAAAGUCAGUAAAUGCUAUGUCCUUUUUACUCAUUUACAUUUUCUUCAUUGAAUAAUUAUGGGUUGUUUGGGCAUUAUUUAUUGGCAUGCUUUAUUGUAAGCUGGCAAUAUAUUUGAAAGAUUCAGAGGCAGAAUGAAAAAUCUGAAAAUAAUGUAAAACCUUGGACUCGCUGACUGAAGUUGAGAUGAAUUAUUUGUAAAAUGAACACAGAAUUCCUGUUUUGAACAUAUUAAGAACAUUUAGUGAAUUGUAACAAUGUUCUAAUUGUAGCCAGGCCAAGCUUUUUGAUCAAAACUUCCCAGAAAUGUGAUGUCUGUAUGGAGCCAAAAACUCUAAUAAGCGUUUAAGUAAACUUUGAUUUAGUUACGUGUAGGCCCCACCCAGCCUAAGGAAAAAGCUUUUGCUAAUAUGGAUAUUUUAUUCUUCUUGGGAAGCUCCCAUAUUCAAGUAACAUUGAGCCUGAUUAGUCAUAUGAAAGAAGUGAGUGCACCUAUUAUCAGCGUAGUUUCAAGGAACAACAAGGGUUUUCCAAACGCAGACUGUCUUCUUAGUAAAGCAGAGAUGUAAAUGUGGUCAUUUGGGAACAAAUUUAAGAGAGGAAAUCGAUAGAUGAUGCCAUCAUCUUGUGAGGGAAUUGGAUGAAGAAGUCUAGCGAGAGAUUUAUGUGUUUUUCCUCAGACUCCUUUUUGUAAAGUCUGCUGGAGAAAAAGCCCUCUGCAGAGAAGGUUCAUUUAGAUUGGCUGCAUUUCAGCUAUUUAACUAUUUAACAGAAAGUGAAUUUUGACAAGUGCCAAUCCGACAGACUGAUGAGCAGCUGAUACUAGUGCAGGAUCAGGAUCCUCUUUGGGUUCCAAGCAGAGAGCACCUGGGCCAUCUGUAGCUGGGUGGUGGGGCUUGCCACCCUGCUCUAACAUCUGCCUUUAGGACAUGAGCAACCUUUUACAAUGUCCUUCCAGUGCUUCCUUGUGCUGUACAAUAUUCUGAAUAACUUUGUUUAUAACAUGAAUAGUGCUUUAAAAAAAAAAUUUAAAAAAUUGAAUGAUUUGCUGGUUCAGAAGGUAUUGAUAAUCUGAUUUAUUCACACCAGCUCUAGCCAAUGUACGUACAAACUUUUUUUUUUUUUGUGUAGCUCAGAGGCCCUAUUUCUCAGUAUUUAGACAACAAAGUAACGGAUUGAAUUCUUAAAGUCAUAGCUUCCAUUUGGCCUUGCUUGCACAUUUUUUAUUUCAUUUUUUGAGAAUCAGACCACAUAUUUAAGUGCUUAAGUGCUUAGACAUGGAUUUGAUUCUUAAAUUUAGGCACCAGCUUUUCUUUUUUCUCCUAAUCUUUCAUUUGCCAGACUCUUAAAUGGAAGCAUGAUGAUAGUUUUCUAAGAGUCCCUGGCUGUGUAUUUGUAAACUAUUGAAAAAUACCUUUUUGUUUAUGGCCAUAUACAUCUAUACAUUGAAUCACAGGAAGAAAGCAGCAGAUGUGGUAGGUGAUUGAUACAAUGAGAACAACAUUUGGAUCAAAUUAAUGCAAGGACAGCUGUGAAGACUGAAAUGAUAGAUUUUAAAGAGGUAAAAUUCUGCUUGAAAUACAGAAGUAACAAAGUUUGUGCUGUGACAGGCUCUGGAGCCACGUGGUCAUUUCUUCAUGCUCCUUCCAUUGCUGCAGCCUCUUUCCUGUUAUCUCCCACUGGUAACAUCUUUUGCUGUGUUUUCUGUGGGGCAGGAUUUCUGUUAUUAUGCUGUGACCAUCCACGACAUACCCAAGAACUGAGAAGUGAUAUCUAGCCACUUCAGGGUGAUUGUUUUCCCUGUUAUUUUGUUUUGUUUCCAUUUCAGUGAUGGGCAAGGACUUGGGGCGUAUUCUUUGGCAGUGAACAGAAAAUAUCAGAAGGCUGCCAGAUGUUGGCAAUCUUCACCUAUUUCUGAUCAUUUCAAGUAAAUGAAACAAAGGGACAGAAGACACUGGGAGGAUGCCUGUCUGCAGUCAGAUCCCAAGUGGUCUGCAGGAGGUAUUGGAGCUGACUCGUCAGUUCUACCACAGGGCUGGAAUGGAGGGGAGCAGGUCUUCUCACUUUGACCUCUCUCAAUAAAGAAGACUAUUUAAAUGGGAAAUGAUAUUAUUAAGGACUGGCCAGAAUGCAGGAAUUUUGUUUUACAACAAAAUUGAGGUUUUACUUUUGUUUUUAUUUGACAUCAGAAAAAAAAAAAAAAAAAAAAGAA